This is a messenger RNA of Phragmites australis (common reed), 2017 nucleotides long. Its product is annotated as glycosyltransferase BC10-like. Lineage: Eukaryota; Viridiplantae; Streptophyta; Magnoliopsida; Poales; Poaceae. Gene Ontology annotation, cellular component: membrane. The record is from RefSeq and is a predicted model, not a curated record. The transcript has 11 exons. Gene Ontology annotation, molecular function: glycosyltransferase activity. The coding region runs from base 577 to 1695 and encodes 372 amino acids.
ACUCAGAUAAAAGAGGACAUAAAAUUAAGGGAUCUCCCAGCAUCUAGCACGAGAGUCUCCUCUUUCUUGCGUGUAAAACCUCCUGAGCCUUGCUGAUAUAGAAAGUCGGACAGCGCUUAAGUGUAUAACCUCUCCACUUGAGCCUUGCUAAUUGCAAAGUCUCUUGUAGUGUUGUCCCACUCCCGCCCAGCUUUCCACCCAGUCCUUGCUCCCAAGAUUCUUCCGUACUUUCUCCCCCCUUGCACAUCGUCUGGAUCUCUCCGAUUCCUCUCCCUGUCUACCGGAGCAAUCGCUUCGCUUGUUCUCUCUCCCUGUCCUACCGCCGCCGCCGCAGGUUGCUGUGCCAGCCUCGUCGUCGGCGACCUCCUCUUCCCCGGUCUCUGCUGGUAGCCUGGUACUGGACUGGUGUGGACUGGAGUGGAGGUCCAUCCAUCCGGACUCGGAUCGAUCUCUUCUUUCGUUGGUUUUUGGAUGUUGGUCAAUUUUAUCAGAAGAGUGAUUUUGGAUGAUUGCAUAGUUGUAGCUUGCUAAAUGUAGAUUGUGAGGCCCUUCUUUUCCUUCUUAUACAGCUACAUCAUGGCACCACGCAGUAGGUCUUCAUCUAGAAGGCCCCUCUGGAUCAUCGUCUUGAUUGCUUUUAUCUGUGCAGUAGUCAUUGGAGCCUAUCUUUAUAAUCCUCGGCAUUACACAGCUUGUUACCUGGUAUCAUCAGAUGCCUGUAGUUCUCAGCCUCCUCCAGAACCUGCUAGGGUAUACACUGAUGAUGAGAUUGCUGCCCGUGCUAUCAUGAGAGACGUUAUUCGGGCACGGCCGGUGCAGUCAAAGAAUCCAAAAAUUGCUUUCAUGUUCUUGACACCCAGUUCAUUGCCUUUUGAGAAACUUUGGGAAAAGUUCUUCAUGGGACAUGAAGACAGAUACACCAUAUAUGUACAUGCAUCACGAGAUAGGCCAAUUCAUACAAGUCCAAUAUUCACUGGCAGGGAUAUUCGAAGUGAAAAGGUGAUCUGGGGUACAAUUUCUAUGGUUGAUGCUGAAAAGAGGCUCUUGGCUCAUGCACUACAUGAUUCUGAAAACCAGCAUUUUGUCUUGCUUUCUGAAAGUUGCGUACCACUGCAUAACUUUGAUUAUAUAUAUAGUUAUCUCAUGGAAACAAACGUCAGCUUUGUUGACUGUUUUGACGAUCCUGGUCCACAUGGAGCAGGUAGAUAUUCUGAACAUAUGUUACCUGAAAUCGUGAAGAGAGAUUGGAGAAAAGGUGCACAGUGGUUCACGGUGAAACGGCAGCAUGCAGUUCUUAUUCUCGCUGACGCCCUUUACUAUGGAAAGUUCAAGCACUACUGUAAGCCAGGAAAUGAAUGGCAUAACUGCUACUCUGAUGAGCACUAUUUGCCAACUCUCUUUAAUAUGGCUGAUCCAACUGGAAUUGCAAAUUGGUCGGUGACACAUGUAGAUUGGUCUGAAGGGAAAUGGCAUCCUAAAGCCUAUAGGGCUGUUGAUACAAGUUUUGAGCUGCUCAAGAAUAUAUCAUCCAUUGACGAGAUCAUUCACGUUACCAGCAACGCAAAGCAUGUUGUGAUGAGAAGGCCUUGCAUGUGGAACGGCAUGAAGCGGCCCUGCUACCUGUUUGCUCGGAAGUUUUACCCCGAGGCACUCGACAACCUGAUGAACAUAUUCUCCAACUUCACAAUCAUCUGAGAAACGGAAUGGAAACGCCAGCAGUUUGCCGCGCCACCUGGAACCCGGUGAGCAGUGCAGGGUUUGUAGUUGGUGAUGGAAUUCAGUAGCUUCAGGACGCAUAAAAACAGGGACGCAGAGGACUCGCUCACCUCUGUCAGAUGCCACCUGCUGCUGCUCUCCUGUAGAUUACUGAUGAUGAGUAGGUUAUUUGCCUGCCCUUGAGGGGCAAAUUUUGCUUGUGUAAACAUUGGCCAGAUGCCAUGUAUGAACUGCUGUUGUUGAUGAUGGUGAUAGAGUUGUAUGACAUCUUUUCAGCAGACAAGUUCAGUUAAUCAGGACA